GCGACCGUGUCAGUAAUAAAAAGAUGCAAAAAAUAAUGAAGAUGGGGUGCCGUGAAAAUAUAGAAAAAUACGUCUUAGUUAUUGCCAACUUGGUCUUUGCGUUAUCUGGUCUCGCACUCCUGGGUAUCGGAGUAUUCAUGAAGCUAAACGGCACAGUUCUAACAUCGAUAAUCGAAGUUGGCUGGUAUGAGUUCAGCCCCAUCGCCGCCAUGGCGGUGGGAUCCAUAGUGUUCUUCGUGGCUUUCUUGGGAUGUUGCGGAGCUAUUAAGAAGAGCAACGGUGUAUUGGUUACUUACUCGAUCAUCAUGAUACUACUGUUGGUGCUGACGGUAGCUCUGGCGACGAUAGUGUUCAUAGAUAUAGGCUCUCUGGGCGCCACCGUCAUGAAGGAAUUGUACUAUGACUUCAUUAAUUAUCAGCCACAGUUCCAUGAGAUCGAAGCAGAGCUGAUGUGCUGUGGACUCGACGGCGCAGAGUCCUACGGUUGGAACAGCAGUUCUCUGCCACCAAGCUGCUGCCCUGAGGACGUCGUACGUUGCUCUAUCGUUCAGUCGUACCCUGGCUGCAACUUCCGCGUCCUGGACUUCAUCACCACCGUCAGCACAGGGAUUAGCGCUAUUUGCAUUGUCGCCGCAGCUUUGGAGCUGGUGCUGGUGGUAUUCGGUCUCUGCCUCGCGAAACACGUGCGAAACAACGAGAGGAUAUCAAAAAUAUCACAAUACUGAAUAUGUUUCUUACUUUGUAUUAAUAUUAGCACAGAUAUUUUUUCAGUCCAAAGAAAGGACAUACAAUUUAUCCGGGAAACUUUCCACACCCAAAGUGCAAUAAUUUAUAAUAGGCUAGUUUCCUAUACUUAAAAGAAAAAUAUUUUUUCUACUCCCGUGUUGUUAUUCGUCAUUUACCGUGUCGUGCAUACGAGUAGAUGGUUAAAACCCUACAUAAAAGCU
Leguminivora glycinivorella is the source of this 947-nucleotide messenger RNA. RefSeq names its product leukocyte surface antigen CD53-like. Lineage: Eukaryota; Metazoa; Arthropoda; Insecta; Lepidoptera; Tortricidae. The transcript is spliced from 5 exons. Gene Ontology annotation, cellular component: membrane. The record is from RefSeq and is a predicted model, not a curated record. Bases 24 to 725 code for a protein of 233 amino acids.